GUCUUUGUUAUUUCUUGGUCUCCAUCCAUUUGCGAAGAUGGCUGGCGUCGCCGCGUCGUCGUCGUCGGAUCCCUCGCGCUGGGUCGACUACUUUGCAGUGUUUGGCGUCAACUCCAAUGACAUUGAGGAGCAGCUCGCCGCCCGCUCAUCCUCAUCCACUGCUGCCGCUGCUGCUGCUCUGUCGUCGUCAUUGACCAGCACCCGCGCCCCUUCGCCUGCCAAUGCACCAUCAUCAUCAACAUCAACAUCAACAACAUCAACAGCAGCAGGGACGGCCUCUGUGAGUGCUGCUGCGCUGGCUGCGAAUCCAAUCCCGCUCGAUCCCCAAAUCCAGUCCCGCUACCCGCCACAGGACCACCCCGGCGCGCCAUUCCCAAAGAUGGCCUCACUCUUUUGCCAGCCUUGCGGAUGGACGACGCACACUGAAUACGCAGAGCCUGCAUUCAACGUCGCAGUGCUGAGCGAGGCGGACGGCCUUUGCUACUAUGUCGCCUCGUUGACGUUCUGGGAGCAAGUAGCCACACUGCCUGCAGCAACAACUGCUGCCAACAACAGCGGCUCCACCACUGACCUCCCCCUUCGCCGAGCCCCAAGCCCGUCGCCGUCGUUGAUAACACGAUCCACUUCGUCGCUCACUUCUUCGAGCACGAGACCCAACAACACCGCGUCUGACGCUGUGAGCCAGAGCAACUCGGCGUCAACCAACGCAUCUGUCGCAGAGAGCAUUUACGUUCCCAAGGCAAUCUGCCUGAUUUCGCGCCAUCCCUUCUUUGACGCCUUCCGCCAGAGUCUGUGCCACAUUUUUCUGUCUGCGCAGCAGCUCACCAGCAUUUCUCCCGCAUCUGUCUUCAGUGUGAGUCAGGACACACUCGGUCAUGCGGAGGCAGCCACCACCUUUGCAAACCGCCAGGGCGGAAUCAACGCCGAAAUUCUGGCUCAUAUGGCCGCGCGCAUUGUCAACGACAUCCCGUUGCCUCCGGUCGGUGGGGCCAAAGUCGCAGUCCAAUUUGGAGGCAAAACCAGCUUGCAACCUACACCCGCCACGCCAAGCGCUGCGCCCAGUCCUCGGCAACCACGAGACGGCGACCAGAACAGCUCGUCUGCGGCGGCGCGCGAUGGUGGUGUGGUCUCUUCGAGUGCCUCUUCGGCUGCCGCAAGCACCAUCUUCCUCCAGCGAAACCCUCCUCGCCUCCUCCCAGAUUGCCCCGUUUCCGUCGCAAGCGUCUUCCGAGCCCUUGACGUGAACAAUACGCUGCUGGUGCUCAGUGCCAUUCUCACCGAGCAGAAGGUGGCCUUCAUCUCAUCAUCGCACGCCCAACUCACCAAAGUGUCCAUGGGCUUGUUGGCGCUGAUGUACCCGCUCGUCUACCGCUACGUCUACAUUCCAGUGUUGCCGCGCCAACUGCUUGAAGUCCUGUCGGCGCCCACGCCCGUCAUCCUGGGCCUGCAUACCUCCUUUUUGCUCGACGCCGAAAUCUCGGGCGAGCUCGACAUUGCCAGCCUGGACGACAUGGUCCAAGUCGAUGUGGACAACAACCGCGUGUACAUUCCCCCGUCCAUCAAAGUGCCAGAUCCGCCGUACCGUGCUACCGCUCGGCUGCUCACGCGAUUGCGCGAAAUUCUCUACCCGGAUGUUGUCUUCUCGGACGACGCCUUCACGGGCACUCGCCACCAGCACGUGCAAGCCGCUACUCGCGCUGCCACAGAAACGACAGUGACAAGGUGCUUUGCCUCGGGCGCUAGUUGCUCGCCGGCAUCCAAGGCAGCGCUGACCAAGCAGCUAGAUACCGCUGCCAUUGUCGAGUUGGAAAUCCGGUUGGCCUUUUGCCGCUUCUUUGUGUCCAUCUUGCAUCGGUACCGCGAAUUCCUGGCCGUCGUGCGGGUCCAUCCGACGCCGCGCGUUGUGUUUAACGGUCCUGCCUUUGUUCGGAGUGUGGCCAUGGAUGGCUCGGGCCUGUCCUCGAUGCCACAGAAUGGUGGCGCGAGCGCGGCCAAAUCCGGCGGCCUGGCACAGUCCGAUCAGGAUGGUGCUGGCCGCGAUACCGACUCCCACCCCGACACGGAUGUGGCUGCUGCUUUGGCCGAAGCCGCACAGUCGACACGCAAUCGCAGUCAGACCUUCAGCUCAUCGGGAUCCGCGGUAUCUAUCGCCCGUAAGCUCGUCCAGCUGGGCAGUGCGCCUGCUUCGGACAGCACGAGUGCGAGCAGUGACUGGGACCGCCGCUCGCUGAAUUCGCAUGCUGCCUUCCAUCACGUUCACCGCUCCACUGAAGAAACUGCGUCGAUGAGGGCUUCCUUGACCACCACCCGUGGGUACCAUGGUUUUGCGUCGUCCAGCCUCGCCGCCCCUUUCGUGGAAGCUCUGGUUUCGGGAAAUUGCUUCUCAUACUUUAUCGAGGUCUACGGAGCACCCAACCGCGACCGUACGUUCUUUGACGAUUUUGUGGACCAGUACAAUUUGGAUUCGCGAGUGCGGAUUACGGCAGCCGACUGUCUCGCCCGCGACAUGAUGAGUUAUCCCCUCGACCCCGUCUUUGUGCACAUUCCGCGCAUGGCCGAGCUCCUUGCGGAUGUCGCCGACAGCAUCGCGGCCACCGCCGUGUUGUCCGCUCCUUUGCCGGGCGCCGAACAUGCCGCAAAACCGAUUCCACAGCUGACGACGACUUUGGUGGAAGCUUCGCCGCUCGCGUCACUGGCGCCGGCUGUUCUGCAACGCCUUCUUGUCGUCGCCGAUGGCGCGUCCGCUCAGCCCUUCCAGUCUGGGAUGUCGUCGCGGUGCAGCUGUGAUUUUUCGCAGUGCGAGCAAGAGGGCAGUGCCCUGCACUACGGAUCAGCGCAACAACGCCUCGUCGCAGCUUGCAGGACCACCCUGUUUGCGCUCUCGGCGAUUUCUGGUCGUUCGCACAUCCCGUUUGUUGCCGACACGGACACCGAGUCCAGCACAGUCCUUCACGGCAGUGCAAGUGCGCCGGACCCUUCGUCGCCAAUGUCGCCGACGUUGAAGAUCUCGCACGCCCAAGCUCUGCAAUCCGAAUCGUCGCUUGACGGUGCUCUUGAAAGCACGGAUGCUUUUGCCCAACCAGUCCCGUCGUCGUCGACACUGAUGCACCGCACAACGCUCUUGCGCUCCGUCUCGAUGGGCUCGCCUCCGAAAGCACAAUCCGGACUGGUGCGUCGUCGCAGCGCGCUUCGCUUGCUGGACGUGCUGUCGAGUCGAACGCGUGAUCCUCGAGCGCGACACGGAGGCACGUUGCAAGACCAGCGAGAAUUGCUUUCCAGAUUCUUUGAUCUCUUGUUUUCAGAGCAAAUUCCGGCAGCCUGUGAAAUUCUGGCCCCGAUCAAGCGCAUUUUGAAGGACGAGUCCGCUCGCAUUCACUUUUGCCACAUUCUGCGGCUCAAAGAGCGCGCAGCCGCCGCCAAUCUUGCAUCCGGCGGCAAGACUGCGCUGUCGCGCGAGCAGUUUGCAGUGUUGGCAUCGCUUGCCAAUGUCAUGCUGGCCGACGAGUACAUUAACGAAACGACCACUGCGACGCUGCUGGCAACGCUUUCGCAGCACUUUUUCCGCAUGACUGGCGGCAUGCAAGAGUUUUUGUGGCACAAGAUUGCCAGCCACGAAGUGUGGCGCAAUGACGCCUUUUGGAAGAACUCGUUCUUUGAGCAGAUGGAAGAGCGCUUGGCUCUCGUUUACUCGAGCAACAAUUCUGCCGCAAAAGACCCUGCCGCCACUACUCGCCCGGCGUCGACAACCUCGAACCUUCCCAUUUUCAGCUCACUGGCCCCCGCCGCGUUCAUUGAUAUUGACACGCUGGUGGUUCGACGAACUGCCGAGUGGGAUGCUCUCGAUUCCCAGGCGCGCGACGCCACGUUCCAGAUGGAGGAAGACUUGGUGUUUGAACAACUCCAGCAGCACGCCACGUCCAUGGUCUCGCUGAUGGGCAAUCUGCAAGAGGUCGCACAACUGACAGAGUCGAUUGCUCAAGAGUGCAACCUCGCACCCGAUCGUAUCGAUCAACUGAUGAUGCUGGUCGAGCAGCUUGCCACUCAUCAUGAGCUCAUCCGUCAGCAACUCAAAGAAGAGUACGCCAAAACACCCGACAUUGACUCCAUCCGUCUGUCAACCGCCUCCGUGCCGUUGCUCGAGGGGGAGAUGCUCUUUUUCCAAGCACCCAAAUGCUUGCUCCUGACGACUGCCAAGGAGAACGGCCUCGAACCAGCGGAAGGGACACUGUUUGUCACCAACUACCGGCUGAUCUUUCGUGGAUUUACGUGCAAGCACUCGGUCGCCGCUGCGACCGCCGAUCUCAAGCAGCUGAUGCUCACCCGCUCCGUGCCGCUUUCCUCCAUUUUCAAAAUCACCAAAACAUCACUCAUGUUUGACUCUGAGCACGAGCGGUGGGUUCCCGAGGGUCUUGAGAUUUACAGCAAGAGCAUCCAAGUCAUGCGACUCUGCUUUGAUGACAAUGGGCCCAAUUCCUCGCACUCCAUCACGUCCAUGAUGUACAAGAUGAUCAAAAACCGCGCUACACCGACGCUGGCCAACGAGCUGUUUGCCAUCUGUUCCGGCCGGCAGAGCGACCCGACGAGCAAGAACUGGACUGCGCAUGUGAUAUCAGACUUUACCCGCAUCGAUCCAAACAUUGGGUUGACGACUGCUUCGCCAUUCCGACUGACGAGCGAAAACCGGCACUUCCAACUGAGCUCGACCCUGGGUCCAGUGCUUGCCGUGCCUCGCACGCUCACAGACCUCGAGCUCGGGGCAGUGGCCGAAUUCCAUGUCGAUCGCCGCUUGCCGACGGUGAGCUGGGUGCAUCCGACGCAUCGCAGUAUUGCCCUGCUACGCUCUGGCAUGACAAAGAAUCGCCGCGGAAUCGCCGGAAAGCGUUGCGUCGAGGAUGAAAAGUAUAUCAAAGCAAUUGUUGCCGCUGCUUCGCCCGCCGUCCAGUCUGUGCGUCAUGCAACCACAGUGACGGCUCCAGCUGGGGGUGAUGCGAAAAAGCCGACGGACGAUUCGUACCCGGCGCUGUAUAUUUUGACGGAACGGGCCCAGUCUCGCUCGUUGGUGCCAUCCCGCUCGCAGGAUGCCGACAGCGAGUUUGACGUGCCCUUUUACCCGCGCGUGGAGUUUCUGUACCUCGACCAUUUGGGAUCGAAAGGCCCACUCCAGCCCAAGGACGCACAGCUGGCCCUGGAGCGCCUCGUCCAUGUGUGCUGCCGUGCUCCCGAUGACCAGCUCUUGUCGCAAAUUGAGGAGACUGGCUGGCUUGGUCUUGUCUCGAGCGUGCUGGAUGCGGCCUCGCUGACGGUGAGUCUGAUGGAAACCCUCCGCGCAUCCGUGCUCAUCAGCCUAGAGAAGGGCACGGCGCAGACUGCCAUUAUCGUGUCGCUCGUCCAAAUCAUGUUCGACCCGUACUACCGCACCAUGGAAGGCUUCUUUACGCUCAUUCAGAAAGAGUGGCUGGACGCUGGGCAUCCUUUUGCCUUGCACGGCGGCCAUACGACAGCGAGCUCGGACUCUGCCCGUGCCCCGUACUUUUCCCUGUUCAUUGACGCUGUCUGGCAAAUCACGCGCCAAUUUCCAACCAGCUUUGAGUUUAACGAAGUCUGGCUUGCGCAUAUUGGCUUUCAUGAGCACGCCCUGCGUUUUGGCACGUUUUUGCUCAACUCGAAAAAGGAGCGCGACGAGCCCGGGUCGACAGGCGAGUGUUUGUUUGCUCGACUGGCUGCGGCCCAUCGCGAAUCCGCCGUCUUUUUCAACUUUUUGUACGCUCCCCCAGCCUCGUGUGAAGGCGUGGCGCCGUCUCUGCAAAGCUCUUCUUCGAGCUCGUCUUUCGAUUCCUUUGCGCUUCGCUCGACUGCCGACUGCAUUCGGCCAAGCUCUGAUGUUGCCGCGCUCGCAGUGUGGGCAUACCAGUACCUUACUGCAGAGACGGAACGCUUCGAGUUCCGCCCGGGCCAUGACGAGCAAGGGCCAUUUGGAUCGAUGGUGGCUCUUCUGAAAAAGAUGACGGCCGUGGACGUGUUUGGUGUGAGUGAACCAGCGCUGUCGGAGAAUCAGCCUGACGAUGGCUGGCGUGGGGUCUGGCGCGAGCUAGAGUCGGCCAAGUGGCAUCAACAACAGGAGGAUCCUCUGCAGGAAUUUGUGGGGUCGAGACCCGCGCUGGAAUGUGUAACCGUCUACGGCAGGCAGCCUGCACAUCCACUCCUCAAAGGACGACUCCCCGAGCACCUCGAACCGCUCUACGUGCUGCCUCAUCGAUUCGGGCUCUAUACUUACCGCGCUCCGACCAUGUGCGACCACUGCGGGACGGUUUUGUGGGGUCUCGUUCGGCAAGGCUUUAAAUGCAACGACUGUGGCUACAAUACACACGAGCGCUGUCUCUCGCAAGUACUGAGCACCUGCUCGUCGUUCAAGCGUGCGACUGCGACCGUCAUCAACACGGCUCUUGGCAGUGCCCCUGCACUGCAGCAGCCCGUCGCUACACUGGCAGCGAUCGCCAACUCGCCCGUGGAGUUGCUGCAGCGGAAACUCGCUGCAGUGACUACGGCCCCGGCCCCUACCCCAUCAAAGUGUCGCCGCACCCCUGCACCACCCGGCCCGAUCUCGACGAUUUCAGAUCUCCUCAAGGCAUCCGGGUCGCUGAAUCCGCUCGGCCUGCUCCUUGGAUCUCGUCAAGCCAGCAAGCCCCAAGUGGACGUUGCGCUCGUCGAGACAAAACCUUCCCGUGCAAGUGGCUCGAGUACCGGAUAUGACGAAGAUGGUGAUGAGGGUUCUGCUGCAGCCUCGGCGCUCAGCUGGAUCGAGGUGAGCGCGGUUGAUGGUAGCACGGAGGACGUGAAGCCAACUGCGCCGCUCACUGGGCGCUCGCACCUCAACUCGAUCGGCGGCAAGGCUGGCUCUGGAUUGCCGCGGCUGGGCAGUGUCAGCAUUGGCGGUGUCGCGGUGGCGACUGCCGAUGGUCCUCGGCGUGCAGCACAACAAACAGCGCUCGAGGUGCUGGGAUCGCUGGAUGAGCAACAAGCCGCCGGCGAAGGUGGAACGCCGUCAAAGGUGCCCUCUACACCAACCGCCCCUCGUAGUGUCACGAGAGAUGGGUUUGUUCCAGAAAUGCGCAAAGCUUCGGCCUCCAUUUCGGUGCAGCGCCAGUCCUUGGCACCCGAUACGGACAGUUUGCUGGACGAGGUGGCUGUUGUCGCACCUCAAGGCCCUGCUGCGGCGACAGGUGUGGUCGAUAUCACUAUGGAAGGCGAACUUUGGAAGAUGGGCGGCGCCAUCCACUCGUGGCAGUGUCGUCACUUUAUCCUGGACGCUGGCUCCUACCGUCUGCUCUACUAUGAAGCGCUGAAGACUGGCACGAAGAAGUUUAAGGGAGAGGUCGAUUUCAGGAAGGUGUCCCGCGUCACCGAGCUGACGACGUCGCCGGGCGGUAUUGGUGCGAAAGGCCGUGAAGCGAACGGAAGCUACUUUGAAAUUGCCACCGACGAGCGCACCUUUUACUUCCUGGCGCCGAGUCCCGAGUCGCGCAGCCAAUGGAUGCGGCAGCUGAACUCAUUGUUGGUGCAUAUGCGUCAGGCCGGUGUGAAUAAGCUGUAAAAUGUAUGAAUGUGUUACGUGAACUAAUGAACAAGAACAAAACAAUAGCAAAGCUCACAGAACCAAAGUCUUGACGAACGUCCCUUCUUGAAACAAAGUCGGAAUACAUGACAAAUCAUGCACUUGUGUUGACGCUUAAUCAUCGUUUGAGCACAUGCAACG
Molecule: messenger RNA, 7753 nt
Organism: Capsaspora owczarzaki ATCC 30864
Lineage: Eukaryota; Filasterea; Ministeriida; Capsasporidae
Exons: 4
Coding region: 38-7591 (2517 amino acids)
Source: RefSeq, a predicted model, not a curated record